AUAUAUUUUUUAUUUUGUAGCAAUAUGAACAAUAAAAGACGAUAUGUAUCACUGGAGCUAACAUUUGAGUAAAUUCAAUAUUUGAUAAAAAAUAACAUUUGGCAGACGCUUUGUUUUUUUUCUGUUGCAAGCGUCUAUGUGACGGUGAAAAAGAUCAGAGUAGGAAUUGCACGUUGAUUUUAUUUUUCCCAGACGCAAACGUCAAGAAAUACAAUGGAUUUGCCCAAACCUCCAGACGAUCCUGAGUUAAAGAAUAUAAUCGACAAGUUGGCCAAUUUUGUUGCGCGAAAUGGGCCGGAGUUUGAGAACAUGACGAAGCAGAAGCAGCAAGACAACCCGAAGUUCUCGUUCCUGUUUGGCGGGGAACAUUAUGCCUACUACCAGUACAAGGUGCAUGCUGAACAAGCCAUCAUCAAUAUCCAGAACAAGAAGAUGCAAGAGCAUGCCCAACAGAUGAUGCACCAGGAACAACAACAACAACAGCAGCAGCAGCCUCCACCGUUGCUAGGGGGCAUGGUGGGCAGUCACUUGGCCACUCCCAUGUCUGGCCCACCCCCUCUCCUUGGCCCACCCCCAAUGUCACAGUGGCAGUCCACUGUCCCACCCCUUCUACCAAACACUGCGGUUGUGUCGGUCACUAUUGAGACUCCAUCACAGGUCCCAAUGCAGACGCCCCAACAGCAGGCGGUGGCCAGUCUACAGCAGCAGAUUGCAAUACAGCAGCAGCAGAUCCAGAACCAGUCUGGCCUCAACGACACGCAGAUCAAGCAGUCCGAGCAGAACCUGGCUGCACAGUACACCAGUCUCAUGCAGCAACAACAGUUCCAGAUAGAGGACACGUUGGAGGCCAUGCGCCAUGAGGAGUUACAGCAGCUAGCUGCAGAGUGCAGCGUCUCCCUUGACGAUCUGAAUGUCACUGUGAAACCCAUCAUAGACUCAUGUACCAAGGACGCCAUACUUAGUGGUAAAAGCUGGAUAUUCCAACACUGCACCAGCGAUGCGCAAACCCAUUUGGUCACAAAGUACUUGCUAAGAAGGAGUAGCUCUGUCGAUAGAUCACUCUGGCCUUAUAAUGGGUCAAAAACUAGGUCAGUUGGUCAAAAUGAAGAAAAGGCUUGAGAACAAUGUUCACAA
Molecule: messenger RNA, 1134 nt
Organism: Dreissena polymorpha
Lineage: Eukaryota; Metazoa; Mollusca; Bivalvia; Myida; Dreissenidae
Product: calcium homeostasis endoplasmic reticulum protein-like
Exons: 7
Coding region: 214-1119 (301 amino acids)
Biological process (GO): intracellular calcium ion homeostasis; RNA processing
Cellular component (GO): perinuclear region of cytoplasm
Molecular function (GO): RNA binding
Source: RefSeq, a predicted model, not a curated record